Molecule: messenger RNA, 17332 nt
Organism: Coregonus sp. 'balchen'
Lineage: Eukaryota; Metazoa; Chordata; Actinopteri; Salmoniformes; Salmonidae
Source: the annotation of a GenBank genome assembly
GUAGUAACAACUUUGGAGCUGGCUAGCUAUCUUUAAAGUGGAUCUGUAAAAUCGUCUUUGGUUGACAAAAAAUAACGUCUCGUCAGCUAGUCUGAAUCAUUGGAUCAGCCAUGGGAAAAGGUGGUGGUACAUUUGAGAGGCUUCUUGGUAAGAUAUGAGUAUCUAAACAUUUUACACCGGUGAUUGUUUUUGCGUAUUGUUUUGGCAGUCGUUUGUUUGGGGCUGUGGCACAGCCCUGCUAACAUUAGCUAGCUACCUAGCUAAAAUUGCCAUUGUCUGUGUUCAGUUCGACGAUAGGUCGAGGCCUGUAAUCGAUAAUUGUAUUUUCUAUCGAGCAUUGCAGUUUAACUGCUUAUUAACAACAUGUCAUUUAAUCUACCAAAACUAUGCUCAAACGCCACGUAUUUGCCCUGUACCCGGAAAGUGUCUAGGUUAGCUUGGCUAGCUACUCAAUCGGAGGAUGAUGUGCUGGCGAUUUUCCCGAUAUCAAAAUCAAAACAUCUUUGUUUUGUUGGAUAUCCCUGAUCGUCAGACAAAUAAUCUAUUGUUUUUAUAAUUUGCAUAACUUUCCUUAUUUGCUAGCUAGUUGUGCUAGAUAUAUUAGGUCGUUUGCUAGGAGCCUAGUUAGCUAUCCAGCUCACCCCCCCACUGCGGCAAGCAACGUCACCAGACAUCUUUUCCUAUCAGUCUCAUCAUAGACUCACAAAAAACCCCAAAACAGUUUAGACAACUCGCUGACAACUGUAAUCACGAGUAGAUUGCGUCAAGUGCUCUGACGUUAUUGAGGGUGCCGAAGGUUUAUGUGUCAAUCAUAAUAACAUCCAGGUCACCGGCGUAUCCUCUUGGUUUUGCAACAACCACAGGCUAGUUAGUUACUGUGUAGAAGUGCAUUCCAUAACAACAAACCUUGACCCACUCACUAUUAAUCAUUAACUAGGCCUACCCCACCACCAUAUUUUACUAAAUGGAGACAUCUUCUCAGUUUCACACCUACAGGUGAUCGCAUAAUAUGAUUAGUUACAUUUGUAUAGGCCCACACUCCAUGCCUGGACUUGUUCAUAUUGUAGUCUAAACUCUGCGUUCUUAUGUGAGGGAAAAAAGGCUGUGUUCUCAGUCAUUACUGAUUUGAAUAGGCCCAAGUCACAUUAAUCAAUAUCACCUGCUCACAAACAAACACACUACUCUACUGUUUAGAGAAAUAGCCUAUGCUUUCAGGUGUAAGGUGUUGUCUUAUCCACCCUGGUUAAAAGACCUAACACUUACACUAGUCUUUUUCUACUAGCACUGACUUUGCUGAUAAUGACUUUAUUGAGGGAAAAUGUAAGCAUUUCACUGUAAGGUCUACACCUGUUGUAUUCGGUGCAUGUGACAAAAAAACAUUUGAUUUGAUUUGUACUUGCUAUGACUGUGAUAUGUGGUUGUCGCACCCAGCUAUCUUAAGAUGAAUGCACUAACUGUGAGUCCCUCUGGAUAACGGCGUCUGCUAAAUGACUAAAAUGUAAAUGUUUAUGAUGAAAUUGAAUGAAACGCAUGUGAGACACUGAACCCUCUCCUCUGUCUGCAGAUAAAGCGACCAGCCAGCUGCUGUUGGAGACAGACUGGGAGUCCAUCCUGCAGAUCUGUGAUCUCAUUCGUCAAGGAGACACACAGUGAGUAGUAGAGUACCUAGUACACCCCGGCCCUGAUCAAAUUCCUUCCUUCCUUCCUUCCUUCCUUCCUUCCUUCCUUCCUUCCUUCCUUCCUUCCUUCCUUCCUUCUGGUAAUCACUAGCCUAAUCUCUCUGAUUGGGUAAGUGCAGUAGAUAGGUCUUAAGUGUUUCCAUGACUAGGCCUAUUUCAAGGAAGGAAGGAAGGAAGGAAGGAACCAUUUAAAAAUAAUUGAAACUAGUCCCAUAUUUCUCCACACAAUAGAAGCCUGUCUGGUCUGAUCAAUGCCUUUCUCUUCCGUGCAGGGCGAAGUAUGCCAUCGGUGCCAUUAAGAAGAAGCUGAUGGAUAAGAACCCGCAUGUGGCCCUCUAUGGUCUUGAGGUGGGUAACUACGCUGAACCACUCCCCUCUUGUACUGACAUAAUAAUAAUAACCUUCUAGUGCUGCUCAAAGGAUGGCUUCUUGAGGUGGGUUACUACGCUGAACCACUCCCCUCUUGUACUGACAUAAUAAUAACCUUCUAGUGCUGCUCAUGGGAUGGCUUGAUAAAUUACUCAAAUUGUGCCAUAUUGAGAUGUUUUGAAUAAUAAAUGCAUUAAGGAAAUAAUAUCCAUUGAUUUAUACGCCUCGAUCACACAAAUCAAAUAAAAUAAAAUUGUAUUUGUCACAUGCACUGAAUACAACAGGUGUAGACCUUACAGUAAAUUGCUUGCUUACAAGCUCUUAACCAACAAUGCAGUUUUAAGAAAAAUAAGUGUUAAGAAAGUAUUUACUAAAAUAAACUGAAGUAAAAAAUAAUUAAAGAGUAACAAUAAAAUAACAGUAGCGUGGCUAUAUACAGGGGGUACCGGUGCAGAGUCAAUGUGCAGGGGCACAGGUUAGUCGAGGUAAUUGAGGUAAUAUGUACAUGUAGGUAGAGACAAUAUUCAAUUUGUGCCAUAUUGAGAUGUUUUGAAUAAUAAAUGCAUUAAGGAAAUAAUAUCCACUGAUUUAUACGCCUUCGAUCACACCGACUGCGUCAUUGUGUUUUGGUACACCAGAAGUACAUUCAUUUCCAAUGGAACGCUGUGUUUGUCUCGCAGCAUUGCGUUGCAGAGGCAGUUGCAGUGAGUUCUGUGUGGUGCAUACAUUGGAUUUAUCGGAACGUAUGCAUCAAACUGUAUGCGUAGACGGCUUGACAGAAAUGGUGAACUUUUGUUGCACACACACACAUAUCCUGAUGAUGCUGCGUACCAUUUUGCGCGAUGACGCUGUGGCUGUGAUCAAGGCGAUAGGCUAGUUCCAUAGUAAAACAUCUGACAAUAGGCCCCUGUGUUGUGAAGUGUGAUAAUGAGUGUUUCUUCCACCUGUCAGGUGUUGGAGUCAGUGGUGAAGAACUGUGGUCAGACAGUCCAUGAUGAGGUGGCCUGUAAAACCACCAUGGAGGAGCUGAAGGAUCUACUGAAGGUGACCCUGUCUUGAUUCACCCCCUCUACCCCUCUCCCUGGCCCAUUCACCCCUGCCAUGUCCCAUCUUUCUUAGCUUGUCAGCGUCAUAGCAGUCUUUCCCUUCAAUUAUUUUCCAGGUGAGGCACAAAGGCCCUCAGGUCAACAUCAAGGGCCUCUUAAACCAAAAGUUUCAAUUUGAAUCCAACUGAACCUAAAUUAUGUUAAGCAGGUUACCCAGAUGUUUCUCUCUCUCUCUCUCACCCUCCCACUCUCCACUUGCUCAGUUCCACUCCAGGGAAGCUCCAUUGAGACCUGGAUGACCCCAUUCUGAUGGGUCAUUCCAGUCAUUAAAACAAGGGGUGGAGUCAGGCCUGACGAUGUCAUGUCCCUACCGUUACCUCCACCUCCUUGUUCCAUAGCAGUGUUCCUCUAGAGCGGACUAGCCAGCUCAGCUUUAGAUCAGAAAAGGAGUGCCUUGGUUGUUGUAUGUAGGCUUUCAGUUUGACAAAUUACAAGUUAUUCUGAUCUCAGUGUUGAAACUGGGAUUGUUUGGAUAAGUACUUCAGUGCUGCAGCCUAUCAUGUGAGGGUUUCUUGUGGACUAGGGUGAAGUUCCCCCUAGACACUGAUCUUGGGUCAGUUUUGCAUUUCCCCUCCACUAAUGGUGAAGGUUAGGAGUUGGGGAGAGGAAGCUGACCCUAGAUCUGAACCUAGAGGAAACUUCCCCCCGGAGUGCUCCUUGUGGAAGGAAUGCCCUCCCUGGCUCUGGAACUCUGGGCCCAUAGGACUCUGGUCUAAAGUAGUGCACCAUGUAGGGAAUAGGGUGCCAUUUGGGACGUAACCAUGGUGCUCACAGCUGUAAUAACACAGCAGACACCUCUCCCUCUGCUUUCUCCACCAUGUCUAGAUAGUAGAUGUAUUUAUGGUCCCUUUUAUACUGAAAUCAGCUUUGUGGUCAGCUACAGUUUGUACUAGUUGUACAUACGCAGUGUGAUCUAUCUGGGUGAUAUGUCUGAGCCUUGUGCUGCUGGCUCCAAUCCUUAUGACCUUGUCACCCUGUGUCUUAGCCUGAUAAUUACCCGCUGGUGCAGUAGUGAACUGCAAACCUGGGUACAAAUAAGGUUGGAAGUCUUUCAAAUAUUUGUAGUGCCAGAAUCUGCAGGCUUUUCAGACUAUUCUAUUGGCUCCGUUGCUCCAGGUGAGCUAUAUCCCGAUUUUAAAGUAUUUGAAAUGAUUUUCAAAUAGUAUUUGAACCCAGGUCUGCUUUAGUCUGACAGCCUGGGAGCUGCCAAGAGUUCAUUCAGUGUUCCUAAUAGAAAUGUAGCCUAAUGAGUAGAGUUGACACGAUUCCUUAUUCAACAUGACUGUCAAUUGUAUGUUCUCUACACAAUGCAUUUCUAUCUGCAAUGUUCUGAAUGUUCAGAAUAAAGAUAGAAAUGUUCUGAAUAAAACUGAAAUGAUGAGUCUCUAUUCUACCUGACAGUCGUAUAUGUUCUACAGAACACAUAUCUAUCUGAUUGUGAAUGGUAUGUAACGGGUGCACCCUCUUGAACAGGCCCCAGUUCAUUUACAGGAUACUCUAUACAGCAUGACCUUUGAUUGGCUCCCCACCCCAGUCAGGUGACCUUGGUCACACGCUGAUUCAGGUCAGACAGACUGAGGGACUUCCCACCACAAGUCUCUCCUCUCUGUGAGAGAACACAGGUUUGGCUCUGGAUAAGAGCGUCUACUAAAUGACGUAAAUGUUUAGCCUCUGAAGUAACGUCUGGAAUGGGAUUAUUUUUGGGGAAAAAGGACUAAAGGAAACGUUUUAGUUUAAAGUAUUUCUCUAGAGACUUGUUGUAUAGGACUUUGGUCUGCUAAAACAAGGUUAGAACUUUGAUUCAGUCUAGGUGUAUUCAUAUUAUUAUUGUAUAGAUUAUUAAUGUCUUAUAUUUUGGAAGAAGGAAGUGUUGUGUUUAUGUUUGUAAGGGGACUGGGGUGCCCCGUAUUAUUUUAUUUUUUGACUUAAUAUAGAGUAGCGUUUUUAAAUGCAAUUUAUCUGUCUAUAAAAGGUGUACUUGUGAAGUUGUACUCAGUGAGUGGUGAUGUGUUGCAGUGUAUCUGUGUGACACUGUAACUCAGUGAGUGGUGAUGUGUUGCAGUGUAUCUGUGUGACACUGUAACUCAGUGAGUGGUGAUGUGUUGCAGUGUAUCUGUCUGACACUGUAACUCAGUGAGUGGUGAUGUGUUACAGUGUAUCUGUCUGACACUAACUCAGUGAGUGGUGAUGUGUUACAGUGUAUCUGUCUGACACUAACUCAGUGAGUGGUGAUGUGUUACAGUGUAUCUGUGUGACACUAACUCAGUGAGUGGUGAUGUGUUACAGUGUAUCUGUCUGACACUAACUCAGUGAGUGGUGAUGUGUUACAGUGUAUCUGUCUGACACUAACUCAGUGAGUGGUGAUGUGUUACAGUGUAUCUGUCUGACACUAACUCAGUGAGUGGUGAUGUGUUGCUCUUAUAAACAGACUGAGCCCAACGUGAGGAAUAAGAUCCUAUACCUGAUCCAGGCAUGGGCCCACGCCUUCCGCAACGAGCCCAAAUACAAGGUGGUUCAGGACACGUACCAGAUCAUGAAGGUGGAGGGUAAGUCUCCCCCCCACACCACACCUCAGAUGAACCCCUAGCCCCCUAGGCACUCCUGAAGAGCUGAGAAGCGCAGUGGUCUAAGGCACUGCAUCGCAGUGCUAACUGUGCCACUAGAGAUCUUGGUUUGAAUCCAGGCUCUGUCGCAGCCGGCCGCGACCGGGAGACUCAUGGGCGGCGCACAAUUGGCCCAGCGUCGUCCAGGGUAGGGGAGGGAAUGGCCGGCAGGGAUGUAGCUCAGUUGAUAGAGCAUGGCGUUUGCAACGCCAGGGUUGUGGGUUCAAUUCCCACGGGGGGCCAGUAUAAAAAAAAAUGUAUUCACUAACUGUAAGUCGCUCUGGAUAAGAGCGUCUGCUAAAAUGACUAAAAUGUAAAUGUAAAAAAAAUAUUGGAUAGGUGGAAGAAAUAUAGUGGCAGCUCUUUGGCAUAUUGCUAAAUCCCAUCCUCUCAGAUGUCGUCAGGUUUUCCAUAUGGUGUGGAGGUUGGCUAAGAUUUGGGAUUCAGGCAUACAGUCACUAACACAUAGCAAAACAGAAAUGAGCAGUUUCACAGUAAAUAUUAAAACUUGUGUUAAUUUAUCCUGUAUUGACAUACUAUAUCUCCUGUUCUUCCAGGUCACGUGUUUCCAGAGUUCAAGGAGAGUGAUGCCAUGUUUGCAGCAGAGAGAGUAAGAGACUUCCUCUCACUGAUGUUGAUCUGGUUUGAUAGAUCCUUACUACUGAAUGCUCUCAGCCUGUGAGGAGGAUCUUUAAUGUCUCUCUCGAUCUCUCUCUCUCGAUCUCUCCAUCUGUGUGUCCGUGCGUGUGUCCAGGCUCCAGAUUGGGUGGAUGCGGAGGAGUGUCAUCGCUGCAGGGUUCAGUUUGGAGUGAUGACUAGAAAGGUAAGGCAACACAACAGACUAGCAGAAUGGCAGACUAGCAGAAUGGCAGACUAGCAGAACGGCAGACUACUAGCAGAACGGCAGACUAGCAGAACGGCAGACUAGCAGAACGGCAGACUAGCAGAACGGCAGACUAGCAGAACGGCAGACUAGCAGAACGGCAGACUAGCAGAACGGCAGACUAGCAGCACGGCAGACUAGCAGAACGGCAGACUAGCAGAACGGCAGACUAGCAGAACGGCAGACUAGCAGAACGGCAGACUAGCAGCAGCAGCAGUGGUUUGUGUUGAAAUGUGUUAUUUCCUUCCUCCUUCAGUAACACUGCUUUGGUUGGUGAUUGUUAGCAUUGUGUUGUUGAAAGGGAGAGAAUGAUAUGACUUUCUAUCUGUUUGGAUUAUUCUGUCUGACCGUCUCUCUAUUGACCUCCUCUUCUUCCUGUUCCAGCACCACUGCAGAGCCUGUGGUCAGAUCUUCUGUGGGAAGUGUUCCUCCAAGUACUCCACCAUCCCCAAGUUCGGCAUUGAGAAGGAAGUGCGUGUGUGUGAGCCCUGCUUCGAGCUGCUCAACAAGUGAGUGACCAGGCUAGGGAGUGGCUCAGCCAAAACCACCCUCAAUUCCGUUUCAUCAGCCUGUAUAUUUAAAAUGUCCUACUUUUAGCGUUCAUAGACCACUUCUAAAGCCUUUAGAAGUUGUUGUUCAAGUGGUAUAAUUUCAUGUGAUAGGUAGGUACAGUUAAUGAAUGAUCUGUAUGGAUACUUUUUGCUCUUCUACUGUAAAUGCCAUUCUGCUGCUCAGUACCCAUCGGUUUCCAUCCGUCCUUCCAGUUUAUUGUCCAUGUCCAACGACCUCUGACUCACCAGGUUGUCUGACCCCUGACCUCCCUUCUGACCCCUCUCCUCACCAGCCACCCUUCCCUCUCUCCCCCACCUAGGAAAGCUGAGGGGGGUAAACCCGUCGGGACAUCCACCUCCGUGGCCCCAGGCCCGGCAGAGCUGCCCCCAGAGUACCUGACCAGCCCCCUGUCCCAGCAGUCUCAGGUAGUGGUCCAGGAAACAGUAAGUGAAUGUAUGGCCUAGAGACGACCCCCCCCCCCCCCCCCCCCCCGCCCCCCCCGGUGGUGAUAGACAGGGUCAGGGUGGCUGCGUCCCAAAUAGCACCCUGUUCCCUAGAUCAUGGGCUGCUUUGGGCUCGAUACUAGUGCACUAUGUAGGAAAUAGGGUUCCAUUUCAGGUGCUGACCCAGAAAGUCUCACUGUCCCUAAUAGAGAUGACAUAGGGGAUAAUUUUAACAUGCCAUAAACUACAACGUGGGACUUGUAGUUUGAUGAGCUUUGUAGGGGGGGUUGUAGUUCGACGUGUUAAAAUGAUUCCCAGACAGAAAUGAGAUCAUCACCAAUCAUCCCUCCUCCCUCUUUGUUAUUAGAUUAUUCUAAGGCCCACCUGCUAUGUCCCUUUGUCCUCCCCCUAACUUCCCCUCCCUCCUUGACCGCGGUGGGAUUCCAGGUUGUCUGUGUUUGCAGUGAGGCUGCUCCUCAAUUCAUGCCCCUUGGUUGGGGAGCGAGGUAGCAGCAGUGUUCCCUUCCCUCUGCAGGAGGUCAGGAGGCUCAGAUGAUCAGAUCUCACAUCGCCUGUAGGAGUGUUUUAAAGUGAACCAUCAAUCCUGGAGCUGCAAUAAAAUGAUAAAGCAAUAUUCUUAGAAGGGAAGCGCAACUGCAAUGAAGACCACCUGGAACGCAGCCGUUGGCUUGUUUUAUUGCCCAAUGCCCACUGCUGCUUUACCUUCCCUGGGGCUUCUCCUCCAACACUCCCCUCCCUGGCCCUCUCCCCUCGGGGCCUCCCUCCACUCCCUGGUCCUCUCCCCUGGGUGCCUCCCUCCACUCCCUGGCCCUCUCCCCUGGGUGCCUCCCUCCCCUCCCUGGCCCUCUCCCCUGGGUGCCUCCCUCCCCUCCCUGGUCCUCUCCCCUGGGUGCCUCCCUCCCCUCCCUGGUCCUCUCCCCUGGGUGCCUCCCUCCCCUCCCUGGUCCUCUCCCCUGGGUGCCUCCCUCCCCUCCCUGGUCCUCUCCCCUGGGUGCCUCCCUCCCCUCCCUGGCCCUCUCCCCUCGGGGCCUCCCUCCCCUCCCUGGCCCUCUCCCCUCGGGGCCUCCCUCCACUCCCUGGUCCUCUCCCCUGGGUGCCUCCCUCCCCUCCCUGGUCCUCUCCCCUGGGUGCCUCCCUCCCCUCCCUGGCCCUCUCCCCUGGGUGCCUCCCUCCCCUCCCUGGCCCUCUCCCCUCGGGGCCUCCCUCCCCUGCCCUCCCCUGGGGGUUUCAUCUCUCUACCCUGUCUCACCAGGUGCCCCCCAAACGGGACGAGGCGGCCCUGCAGGAGGAGGAGGAGCUUCAGCUGGCCAUCGCCCUAUCACAGAGCGAGGCUGAGGAGAAGGAGAGGAUGGUGGGUUGUGCUGUAAAUAAUUCAAGUGAUUGUACCUCUACAGUGUGUAUGGAAAGACACUGAAACAUGUCAUGUGUGUCUACAGAGACAGAAGAACUCCUACGGGGUCUACCCCAAAGCUGACCCCGCCCCAGUCACCUCCUCAGCCCCGCCCGUCACCUCUCUCUACUCCUCUCCUGUGGUAAGACUUACUCUCUCCAUCCACUCCCUCCAUCCUCUCUCCUCUAUAGAUGUACUCUGUGUUACCUCCAUCCCCUCUCUCUCCUCUAUAGAUGUACUCUGUGUUACCUCCAUCCCCUCUCUCUCCUCUAUAGAUGUACUCUGUGUUACCUCCAUCCCCUCUCUCUCCUCUAUAGAUGUACUCUGUGUUACCUCCAUCCCCUCUCUCUCCUCUAUAGAUGUACUCUGUGUUACCUCCAUCCCCUCUCUCUCCUCUAUAGAUGUACUCUGUUUUCACACCAUUCUCUCUCUCCUGUGUAGAUGUGACUCUACUAAGUCGUGUGACUCUACUAAGUCGUGUGACUCUACUAAGUCGUGUAACUCUACUAAGUCACUUGUGAAGCAGUACUUAGUAAUUGGUAUAUUAUGAUAACUCCAUAUUAUACUGAACUGCUGCACAUCUUUCUUAUUUAAAUAUUUAUUUAGCCCCAUAAGUCAUCUUUUACAAUAACCACCUAGUUGGUCAUGAGGUGAAUAAUUGAGGGGAAAAUGGAGACAUGUACUCUGUUUAUGUGUUGUUAUGUAUGUUAACUUGUAUAUUCAAGUACCACUAUACACCUGUAAUUACUAUUCAGGAAGUCUAUACACCUGUAAUUCCCAUUCAGGAAGUCUAUACGGCUGUAAUUCCCAUUCAGGAAGUCUAUACGGCUGUAAUUCCCAUUCAGGAAGUCUAUACACCUGUAAUUCCCAUUCAGGAAGUCUAUACGGCUGUAAUUCCCAUUUGGGUAGUCUAUACGGCUGUAAUUCCCAUUCGGGUAGUCUAUAUGCCUGUAAUUCCCAUUUGGGUAGUCUAUACGGCUGUAAUUCCCAUUCAGGAAGUCUAUACGGCUGUAAUUCCCAUUCAGGAAGUCUAUACGCCUGUAAUUCCCAUUUGGGUAGUCUAUACGCCUGUAAUUCCCAUUUGGGUAGUCUAUAUGCCUGUAAUUCCCAUUCAGGAAGUCUAUACGGCUGUAAUUCCCAUUCAGGAAGUCUAUACGCCUGUAAUUCCCAUUCAGGAAGUCUAUACGGCUGUAAUUCCCAUUCGGGUAGUCUAUAUGCCUGUAAUUCCCAUUUGGGUAGUCUAUAUGCCUGUAAUUCCCAUUCAGGAAGUCUAUACGGCUGUAAUUCCCAUUCAGGAAGUCUAUACGCCUGUAAUUCCCAUUCAGGAAGUCUAUACGGCUGUAAUUCCCAUUCAGGAAGUCUAUACGCCUGUAAUUCCCAUUCGGGUAGUCUAUACGCCUGUAAUUCCCAUUCGGGUAGUCUAUAUGCCUGUAAUUCCCAUUUGGGUAGUCUAUAUGCCUGUAAUUCCCAUUCGGGUAGUCUAUAUGCCUGUAAUUCCCAUUUGGGUAGUCUAUAUGCCUGUAAUUCCCAUUCAGGGACUUAACCGUGUAUAGGGUCUGUCGUUAUUGGGACCUAACCGUGUACAGGGUCUGUUGUUGUAAUGUAUAAUGUGUGUGUUCUCCCCAGAACUCCUCUGCUCCCUCAGCUGAAGAUGUUGACCCUGAGGUAGGACACGUUAACUCUAGAAUUAAACCUGCUCGGCAUUUGAUGCAGUUACAUUUACACCUCAGACUGCACUGUAGUAGAAAUAAAGCAUCUAGAAACUAUACUGGGGUGAGUUUCCCAAAAACAGAAAGGUGCUUACUAGAUCAUUGGUUGUCCAUUGCCCACCUAUGGACUUAUGAUCUUAGUGCUAAAGAGGAUCUUUAUGUUUUUGGGAAACUCGCCCCAGGUCAGUAUGUCUAGUCAUGUAUUGGUUGAGAGGACAUUCCACACUAUAAUGACCUUCUCUCCAGCUGGCUCGCUACCUGAACAGAACAUACUGGGAGAAGAAACAGGAAGAGGCACGCAAGAGUCCCACCCCCUCUGCCCCUGCCCCCGUGCCAUUGGCUGCGGAGCCCCUGCCAAUCAGCCAGCCCCAGCCAGUGGAAACUCUCGCCCCACUCCCAGCCCAAGUCGUCAUGGCCCCGCCUCCAGUCAACAUAGUGGAGGUUAGUUGUACACUGCUGUGUUAUGAGAGAUGGAAGACAAAUGGAUUUUCUUAUUUAUUCUUGAAUUAUUCAGGUGAAAUUCCAUUGAUCAAAAAACAUCUGUUGUGAGGGAGAGCUGUCCCAAGAAGGCAGCAGACGAAACCAACAGUUCCAUUAACACCCAUCAUGCAUAGUAGCAGAGAUUGAAGUAGAUUUAGAUUAGAAAUGACUACAUGCUCUUUUCAUUAACUGUUUGUUCAUCCCGAAUGACUCUCCUCUUUCUCCCAUCCUCCUCUACUCCCCCUCCCAUCCUCCUCUCCUCUCUUCUCCCCUCCCCAGCAGCAGUAUCAGAACGGUGAGUCGGAGGAGAACCACGAGGCGUUCCUGAAGGCUCUGCAGAACUCGGUCACCACCUUCCUGAACCGUAUGAAGAGUAACCACAUGCGUGGUCGCAGCAUCACCAACGACAGCGCCGUGCUCUCUCUCUUCCAAUCCAUCAACACCAUGCACCCACAGCUACUGGAGAUCCUCAAUCAGCUGGACGAGAAGAGAUGUGAGUUAGGGGUGUGUGUGGGGAGGGGGGGGGGGGGGAUUUCGGUCACUGUGACUUUGUUUCAGUGUUUGUUUUCGUAAGAGAGAUUCUCUGAAGCCGGGAUUCAAUCUGAUCGCGCUUUGUCUGCAAUGCAUGUUUUAAAAACUAUGUUCCCAUGUUCGUGGAGACCACAUUCACUGUAAACAAUGAAUAUGUUGUCUCAAUCAGAAAUUACCUAUAAAUGGCGCAUUGUCCAAAUCUGCGAUUGGAUUGAAUCCCGGCCUAAGUCUUGCUGAAACCGUGAGCAUGUCUGUCUGUUGGUUUACCAUGUUAGUUGUCUUGGUCCUGUACCAUUUAACCACUAACUAAACACCUCCAUGUCUGUCUGUUGGUUUACCAUGUUAGUUGUCUUGGUCCUGUACCGUUUAACCACUGUCUAACUAAACACCUCUAUGUCUGUCUGUUGGCAGUGUACUACGAGGGUCUACAGGACAAGCUGGCCCAGGUGCGUGAUGCGAGAGCGGCCCUGAACGCCCUACGAGACGAGCACAGAGAGAAGCUGCGUCGUGCUGCAGAGGAGGCAGAGAGACAGAGACAGAUCCAGCUGGCCCAGAAACUAGACAUCAUGAGACAGAAGAAACAGGUGACAGACUGGGGGACAACAGCCUUGGUUUCUAUUGAUGUUUCUCAUGAUUUGUUUCUCAUGAUUUGUUGCCAUGACCACAGGAGUGAUGACGGACAACAGCCUUGGUUUCGAUCGAUGUGAAUGAUGAUUUGUUUCCAUGACCACAGGAGAAUAGGUACAGGUUGUUCUGCAGUAGGGGGUUAGUCACGUGAUGAGGUACAGGUUGUUAUGCAGUAGGGGGUUAGUCACGUGAUGAGGUAUAGGUUGUUCUGCAGUAGGGGGUUAGUCACGUGAUGAGGUAUAGGUUGUUAUGCAGUAGGGGGUUAGUCAUGUGAUGAGGUACAGGUUGUUAUGCAGUAGGGGGUUAGUCACGUGAUGAGGUAUAGGUUGUUCUGCAGUAGGGAAUUAGUCACGUGAUGAGAUAUAGGUUAUUAUGCAGUAGGGGGUUAGUCACCUGAUGAGGUAUAGGUUGUUAUGCAGUAGGGGGUUAGUCACGUGAUGAGGUAUAGGUUGUUAUGCAGUAGGGGGUUAGUCACGUGAUGAGGUAUAGGUUGUUCUGCAGUAGGGGGUUAGUCACGUGAUGAGGUAUAGGUUGUUAUGCAGUAGGGGGUUAGUCACGUGAUGAGGUAUAGGUUGUUAUGCAGUAGGGGGUUAGUCACGUGAUGAGGUACAGGUUGUUAUGCAGUAGGGGGUUAGUCACGUGAUGAGGUAUAGGUUGUUAUGCAGUAGGGGGUUAGUCACGUGAUGAGGUAUAGGUUGUUAUGCAGUAGGGGGUUAGUCAUGUGAUGAGGUACAGGUUGUUAUGCAGUAGGGGUUUAGUCACGUGAUGAGGUAUAGGUUGUUAUGCAGUAGGGGGUUAGUCACGUGAUGAGGUACAGGUUGUUAUGCAGUAGGGGGUUAGUCACGUGAUGAGGUACAGGUUGUUAUGCAGUAGGGGUUUAGUCACGUGAUGAGGUAUAGGUUGUUAUGCAGUAGGGGGUUAGUCACGUGAUGAGGUAUAGGUUGUUAUGCAGUAGGGGGUUAGUCACGUGAUGAGGUAUAGGUUGUUAUGCAGUAGGGGGUUAGUCACGUGAUGAGGUACAGGUUGUUAUGCAGUAGGGGGUUAGUCACGUGAUGAGGUACAGGUUGUUAUGCAGUAGGGGUUUAGUCACGUGAUGAGGUAUAGGUUGUUAUGCAGUAGGGGUUAGUCACGUGAUGAGGUAUAGGUUGUUAUGCAGUAGGGGGUUAGUCACGUGAUGAGGUAUAGGUUGUUAUGCAGUAGGGGGUUAGUCACGUGAUGAGGUACAGGUUGUUAUGCAGUAGGGGGUUAGUCACGUGAUGAGGUACAGGUUGCUUCUGACUGUUAUGGAGUUUCUUUACUUUAUGUUACAAGUGUUCUUGGUCUAACUGAUAGGCUCUGUGUUUCAGGACUACCUAGAGAUUGAGCGUCAGCCUGUUAGGUGGUAUCUGGUAGUUGUCUGAUGUGGUGGCUCUGUGUUUCAGGAGUACCUAGAGAUGCAGCGUCAGCUGGCCAUCCAGCGUCUCCAGGAGCAGGAGAAGGAGAGACAGAUGAGGCUGGAGCAACAGAAACACACCAUCCAGAUGAGAGCCCAGAUGCCUGCUUUCCCCAUGUCCUACCCACAGGUAGACACUACACUAUACUAUACCAUGGCCUACCCACAGGUAGACACUAUACUAUACCAUGUCCUACCCACAGGUAGACACUAUACUAUACCAUGUCCUACCCACAGGUAGACACUAUACUAUACUAUACCAUUCCCUACCCACAGGUAGACACUAUACUAUACCAUUCCCUACCCACAGGUAGACACUAUACUAUACCAAAUUCCUACCCACAGGUAGACACUAUACUAUACCAUGUCCUACCCACAGGUAGACACUACACUAUACUAUACCAUACCCACAGGUAGACACUAUACUAUACCAUACCCACAGGUAGACACUAUACUAUACCAUGGCAUACCCACAGGUAGACACUACACUAUACUAUACCAUACCCACAGGUAGACACUAUACUAUACCAUACCCACAGGUAGACACUAUACUAUACCAUGUCCUACCCACAGGUAGACACUACACUAUACAUACCAUACCCACAGGUAGACACUAUACUAUACCAUACCCACAGGUAGACACUAUACUAUACCAUGGCAUACCCACAGGUAGACACUAUACUAUACCAUACCAUUCCCUACCCACAGGUAGACACUAUACUAUACCAAAUCCCUACCCACAGGUAGACACUAUACUAUACCAUGUCCUACCCACAGGUAGACACUAUACUAUACUAUACCAUUCCCUACCCACAGGUAGACACUAUACUAUACCAUGUCCUACCCACAGGUAGACACUAUACUAUACCAUGGCCUACCCACAGGUAGACACUAUACUAUACCAUACCACACCAUACACAAGCUUACAGCAGGGGAGGCCUUCUCUCUGUCCUAUACACAGGGGUGGUAGUCUUCAAACAGCCUUGUAGCAGGGGUGGUACCACACACUGUUAUUCUAUAGAGGCUCUGUGUUAAUGGUAGCUACAGGUGUUUUCUGCAGUUUCACUGCAUGUCAGUAUGUAGUUAUAUCUUAUUAAUGUUAUUUCUGAGCUGUUUUAGCUGGCGUGGUGAGAGGUAAUGAUCCAUGGAGGACAGGUUUGGACAUCAGCCUUCCUUUUCCUCUGUAGUGGCUGUUCUUUCUGUCCAGCUCUUGUUUGAAGUUGGAUGUGUGUCAAUUCCUCUCCUUUCACACUAGAUGCAGUCCUUGCCCCCCAACGUGGCAGGAGGGGUGGUGUACGGGCAGCCGGGGGGACCCCCCAAUUACCCAGGCACCUUUAGCCCCUCAGGGUCAGUGGAGGGGUCGCCCAUGCACACCGUCUACAUGGACCAGUCUGGACCAGGACGGUACCAGGCCAUGCCACCAGGUCAGUAGAGAUCUUUUCACACCACUGAGUUUUUUUUACUCCAAUGAGUAAAAUAGUGUCUAGUUGAAUAGCAUGGUAGUUAGCCUGGGGGCCAGCGUGUUUCAGCUCUCUUGAUUGUUUGACGUGGCAAUGCAUUACAAAGAGGGGCAAGAUGUCACAAACAGAUCUGGGACCAGGCUAAGUGCUUGAGUGUCUCAGAAUCAUCCCAGUGAAAAAGGCAAUCAGGAGUGAACCCAGUAGAGUGGUAGAAGAUGUGUGUGUAUAUUCUGUAACGUGACGCUCCUGUGUGUGCCUCCGUUCUCCAGACCCAAACAUGUACAUGUACCAGCCAGCAGGAACCAAUGGGCAGCCUGCACCCCCUGGCCAGGCCCCGCCCACCACUAGCCCCGCCUACUCUAACUACCAGCCCACACCCACACAGGGAUACCAGGUGAGAACAGAGGGGGGGAUUGUCAUGCCUGUCAGCUAGGUAGCUAGGUUUUCCCCCCUUAAUGUGAAAUACAUGAUGUAAUGUCUGAUGCCAAGUCCCAGUGAGAGGCUCAGUAAUACACCGUCAGAUGCAGUCCUAUACUAGUGUCAACAUUUAAAAUGUAGUUCAGGUUCUCUUUCAUUUUGUUUCCCGGUCUUCACUUACUUUCUAAAGCUCAACGUGGCUCCUCUGCAAAAAGCCAUUUGACUGUUAUUUAGAAGUAGGAUCAUUAUGAGAUGUUUAUAAGACUUUAUAAAGGAGUCAAACAUGCUCAUUACAAGUGUUAUAAUAGAUUAUAACCACAUCAUAAUACAUUCUACAUGUAGCCUUUAAAUAAUGUGUUACUGGUGUCUGUAAUGUUAAUAUUCCUUGUGUCAUCGGUCUCAGCAGAACGUGGUUUCCCAGGCCCAGUCUCUGCCCCCCAUGUCCCAGCCUCCCCCCACUAACGCCAUGUCCUACGUGGCCUACCCUCCACCCUAUGCCAUGCAGAAUAUGAUGGCAGCCCUACCUGGGCAGGACCCUAACAUGCCCCCACAACAACCCUACAUGCAGGGCCCAGGACAACAGCCCAUGUACCAACAGGUAGGAGCCCUUGGUUUCUCUCUCCCCCCUCUCUGUCGCUCCUUCCUCUCUCUCCCUCCCCUCCAUCUCCCCCUCUCUGUCGCUCCCUUCCCCUCCUCUCUCCCUCCCCCCUCCCCUCCCUCUCUCCCGUCCCCCCCUCCCUCUUCCCCCUCUCUCCUCUCUCUCCUCUCUCUCUCUCCUCCCUCCUCCUCCUCUCUCUCUCUCUCCUCUCCUUCUCUCUCCCUCCUCUGUUUCUCUCCCUCCUUUCCUCAUUGUUCUCCGUCUAUAGUGUCUACUCCAGGUUGAACUUUGCCUGCCUCUGUCUGCAUAAGAGGACAGUCCUAUGUCAAGCACAUGUUUUGUCUCUAUAUGUUGUGGACUGCAUGAGGGUUGUGUAACUUCUCUCUGCACACUAGCUAUUCUCGUCCCUCUUCGUGAGAGGCUUCCCCUGUUGUCCCCCAGCAGCAGGUUCAGCAGCAGCAGCCUCCGCAGGUCCAUCCAGGCAGCGAGGCACAGCUCAUCUCUUUCGACUGAUCCAUUCACCUGGCUAGCUCAGCUUAACGUUACCAACCUGCUGCUGGCAGGGUUCAACACACUACACCCUCUCUCCUCUUCUGUUUUCUCCUCUCUCUCUCCUGUCCUCACCUCUCUCCUUUCAUCUUCUCCUCCCCUGCUCUCUCUCUCGCUCGCUCGUGGCCUGGAUUCCCCAACAAACACAUAUGACUCUUACAAUGUUUCUGUGAUGUUAUGGCAAUGUUGUGAAAUAUUAUUGUGAUGAUGUUACGGACAUGUUCCCCCAACCGACCCCGCCCCUCUUAGCAUCCUCUCUCGCCUUCUCCCCCACCUGACAUGGAGGAUGGGAGUGAGGAGGGGGUUAGGUAGGGCUACUAUGCACCAUGCAUACCCCAGGGUUGUAUUCACUAGGAAACAAAUGGAACCAAACCCACCUAGACGGGGAAGGACUACCUGAACUUAUAAGAAACACUUUCAGUUUUAAUGCGUUUUGCUACGGUGUUCUCUGUCUGUCUGUCUCUGUCUCUCUCUGUCUGUCUC